Messenger RNA from Lactuca virosa, 1574 nucleotides. Lineage: Eukaryota; Viridiplantae; Streptophyta; Magnoliopsida; Asterales; Asteraceae. The record is from the annotation of a GenBank genome assembly.
AAAACGACAUCGCUUGAAGAGAGUUGUUGACGAAAGUUGGACCCUAGCCGAUGCUAUCGGGGGCACUAAGUCACUGAUGCGACCAAGAAUGGCGAAAUCACGGCCUAAAUCCAAAACCCUAGAUUUCACUUCCAUCCACCACCAUCAUCCCCUCCUAGAUGCUGACUAUGAAACAUCUCCUGCUCUUUUUCUUCACCUUCCUCCACAUAUUCUACGAAAAUUGGGUCCCUAACCCCUCCUGCAACGUGGUUCACAGUGGCAACAAUCAAGAAAUCGAUCAGGGAGACCUUACAAAAGUGGAAGAUGAUCUUAAGGUUAUGAUGGUCGCUGAUUUGCUCUUGACGGGACAUGAAACAGCAUCUGGAUCCUUUGAUCUACACUUGAAAGACUUCUUCUUUUCUCGAUUCUUCAGACCAAUUGGUGUCUUCCUUUGAAGGAUUCACACAUAAAAGAUUCAUAAUCUGAUCCCUCACAUGUUGAUAUUUCAACCAGAAAUCAUUUGAAUUCCUGAAGCCUGAUAUGCUGAUUGUAUUAGGAGACGUAUCUGCACAAGGAGCAAAGUUAAGUACAAGCAAAUGGUCAUUUGUGCUACAAGAAUUUCACAGUUUGUUGGGUCCAUUUCUUGACCUACCAUACCAUGUUGUUCCUGGAGAUAGAGACAUCGGAGAAUGCAAUGGCCUGAAAGAAAAAUCUGUCAACAAAAUAACUAGAAAUUUUCCAGGAUUGGAUUCCGGUGGUUGUGGUGCAUUUGAAAUUGGUAAUGUUAAUUUUGUCUCACUUAACUCAGUGGCAUUGCUAUGUGGAAACAGUGACCUACGUUUUAGUGUUGAAAAGGCUCUGGAAAGAGAACGUAUAGAAAUGGAAACGGAAAGCACGAUUGAUGAGUCCUCUGGAAUCAAGAUUCCAAAGUAUGACAUUAAUUGGAGAGAAAACACAAUGUCUUCUGGUUCGGGUCCUGUACUUUUGCUUCACUUUCCAUUGCAUCAAACAGAAAACAACAACUCAAGACCCGAACCAUCAAAAACAAGCCAACAUAUUGGGGUUGGACCAUAUGAGUUAUCACAAAUGCUUCCACCAAAUGCAACUGAAUAUAUCUUCCAUGCUCUUAGGCCCAGGAUGGUUUUUAGUGCACAUGCUCAAAGUUUUUCAGAUCGGAUUCAUCCAGAUGGGACCCGCGAGAUAGUUGUUCCUGCCAUGUCAUGGGAUACAGGGAAGAACCCUGCUUUUGUUGCUGUAACUUUUAGAAAGAAUAAGAAUGCUACUUCUGCCAUUGUUAGUCAUUGCAAGCUUGCUGGAAGAUCUCAUGUUCUACUGUUUUACAUGUCUCUAUUCUUUCUGCUCAUAUUAACUGUUCAAACAGCUUUAAGAAGUUGAUAUAAAUUGCCCUCUCAAAUUCGUGAACCAUUUGCUUUCACAAAUCACAUCACAGGAAAUGACUACAGUGUAAUUUGUCAUCUUGUGUUUGUGUUUGACUUUUUGCAAUCUCAAGAUUAACUACUUUGAGAACUCAUGUUUAUAAAGUUGAUCAUAAACAUUUCAAGAAAGAUGUUAGAGAUGUUAUUAAAAUGCAAGAA